Penicillium alfredii is the source of this 3309-nucleotide messenger RNA. Its product is annotated as DNA-directed DNA polymerase delta POL3. Gene Ontology annotation, biological process: nucleotide-excision repair, DNA gap filling; base-excision repair, gap-filling; DNA replication proofreading. Gene Ontology annotation, cellular component: delta DNA polymerase complex. The coding region runs from base 1 to 3309 and encodes 1102 amino acids. NCBI's taxonomy places the organism in Eukaryota, Fungi, Ascomycota, Eurotiomycetes, Eurotiales, Aspergillaceae. The transcript is spliced from 3 exons. The record is from RefSeq and is a predicted model, not a curated record. Gene Ontology annotation, molecular function: 3'-5'-DNA exonuclease activity; nucleotide binding; DNA binding.
AUGCCGGAAGCUAUCCCGCCUCAGAAGCGGGUGUUGAGCGACGCGACCAACAACCCCCGCAACACCAUGCCUCCCAGCGCGUUGAAGAAGCGAAAGCUCGACAAUGAUCCCUCAGCGCAGCCCAUGCCAUUCUCACAAAAUAGCCAGCGAAAGAUGUUCGGCUCGAGCCAACCACAAAAGAGCCAAUUCGAGGAAGAGGUCUUGGAGAAGUUGACGCAGGAUAUCGGGGAUCUGAAAGAGAACAACUCGGAAAAGGAUCAGCAAUGGGAGCGUCCGCCUCUUGGCGAAUUUGACGCGACCAAAGAAAAUAUUUGUUUUCAACAGAUCGACGCCGAGGAAGGGACACUGCGGAGUGCGCCAGCAGUCCGUCUGUUUGGUGUCACUGAGGCAGGUCAAUCGGCUUUACUUCACGUCACCGGGUUUCAACACUACCUCUACAUCGCUGCCCCGGUCAACUUCACCAAGGAAGAUUGCGAGCCUUAUCGGGCCUUCCUCGAGACCAAGCUUGGCCAGAAUUCUCCCAUCAUUCAGUCGGUCCAGAUCACCAUGCGCGAAAAUAUCUAUGGAUUCCAAGGGAACCAAAAAAGUUGGUACCUCAAGAUUACCGUGACGGAGCCGAAAUGGUUCAGCCGACUGCGGAGUGCGCUGGAAACAGGCAGUGGAAGCAUGAACUAUAAAGGCCUGUGGAGCAACUCGGAUGCAGGAAUCCUCACCUUUGACAACAUCCAAUACCUGUUGCGAUUUAUGAUUGAUACGGGGUUGUCUGGCAUGGCAUGGGUUGAAGCCAAGGCGGACAAAUAUCGUCUGUUGGCACCGCAUGAAAAACACUCGACCUGCCAAAUCGAAGCCUGUGUUGACUACCGCGAUAUGGUGGCCCACCCGCCUAACGGAGAGUGGGCAAAAAUGGCUCCACUACGCGUCUUGUCCUUUGAUAUCGAAUGUGCAGGUCGAAAGGGCAUCUUUCCUGAACCUCACAUGGACCCUGUGAUCCAAAUUGCCAACGUCGUUACUCGAUACGGAGAGGCAAAACCGUUUGUCCGCAACGUCUUCUGUCUUGAUACAUGCAGUUUAAUCGUCAACACGCAAAUCUUGGAGUUUGAAAAGGAGGAGAGGAUGCUCAUGGCGUGGCGUGAUUUUCUGGAGAAGGUGGAUCCCGAUGUGAUCAUUGGUUACAACAUUGCGAACUUCGACUUUCCCUACCUGCUGGAUCGCGCCAAGCACCUUAAAUGUACCCAGUUUCCGUACUGGACCAGACUCAAAGGGUGCAAGACAGAGGCCAAAGAGGCCAACUUUUCCAGCAAGCAGAUGGGAAAUCGAGAGACGAAAGCGACUAACACCGACGGACGAAUCCAACUUGACCUUCUUCAGUUGGUUCAGCGAGACCACCAGCUGAGAAGUUACACUCUCAAUUCCGUGUCCUAUGAAUUUUUGGGAGAGCAAAAGGAAGAUGUGCACCAUACGAUGAUCACCGAACUUUUUAACGGGACUCCUGACUCCCGGCGGCGACUGGCAGUCUACUGCUUGAAAGACGCCUACUUGCCACAGAGAUUGAUGGACAAGUUGAUGUGUCUGGUAAACUAUACUGAGAUGGCAAGGGUCACAGGAGUGCCCUUCAACUUUCUUCUCUCUCGAGGUCAACAAGUCAAGUUCAUCAGUCAACUGUUCCGAAAGGCUUUGGAGGAACAGCUUGUGAUCCCCAAUGCCAAAUCACAGGACGAGCAGGAUUACGAGGGUGCUACUGUCAUUGAACCUGUACGUGGAUAUUACGGCGUGCCCAUCGCGACCCUCGAUUUCGCCUCGCUGUAUCCCUCCAUCAUUCAAGCGCACAACCUAUGCUACACCACUCUACUUAACAAGGCCAGCGUCGAGAAGCUGGGUCUCAAAAAGGACGAGGACUACAUUGUGACGCCCAACGGAGACAUGUUCUGCACCACCAAGGUCCGCAAAGGUCUUCUGUCUCAGAUUCUAGAAGAAUUGUUGGGUGCGAGAAAGCGCGCGAAAAAAGAGCUGGGCGUGGAGACGGAUCCGUUCAAGAAAGCCGUGCUCAACGGUCGUCAGCUUGCUCUGAAGGUCAGCGCAAACAGUGUCUACGGUCUGACCGGUGCCACGGUUGGCAAGCUGCCCUGUCUUCCCAUCGCCAGUAGCACUACGAGUUAUGGUCGUCAGAUGAUCGAAAAAACCAAGCAGGAAGUGGAAGCCCGCUAUACAAUCGCCAAUGGUUAUUCGCACGAUGCCCAGGUUAUCUAUGGUGAUACCGACUCGGUCAUGGUCAAAUUCGGAGUUACUGAACUGGAGGAGGCGAUGAAGCUUGGCCAAGAGGCUUCGGAAUACGUUUCGUCGAAAUUCAUCAAGCCUAUCAAGCUCGAGUUCGAGAAGGUGUAUUUCCCCUAUCUUCUCAUCAACAAGAAGCGAUACGCCGGUCUAUACUGGACCAACCCCAAGAAGCACGAUAAAAUGGACACCAAGGGUAUUGAAACCGUGCGGCGUGAUAAUUGCCUGUUGGUUCAAAACGUCAUCGAGACCGUGUUGAAUAAGAUCUUGAUCGACAGAGACCUCGAUGGCGCCCAAAACUACGUCAAAGCUACCAUCUCGGAUCUCCUCCAGAACAAGGUCGAUAUGUCGAAGCUGGUGAUCACUAAAGCGUUGUCCAAGAAGGACUACGCCGCCAAGCAAGCGCACGUCGAGCUGGCCGAGCGCAUGACCAAGCGCGAUGCGGGUUCCGCACCCACCCUUGGUGACCGUGUGGCCUAUGUUAUGAUCAAGGGCGCCAGUAAUUCAAAAAACUACGAGCGGUCAGAGGACCCUAUCUAUGUCUUGGAAAACAAUAUCCCCAUCGACACCAAGUACUAUUUGGACAACCAACUCGCCAACCCCUUGGGCCGAAUCUUCGAGCCCAUUUUGGGCGAGAAAAAGGCCAGCCAACUGCUUACGGGAGAGCACACGCGGUCCAUUUCUGUUGCCGCGCCCACACUGGGUGGUCUGAUGAAGUUUGCCAAGCGGACUCAGACCUGUAUGGGCUGCAAGAAGCCGCUCUCGGGCAAAGAGGAGAUGGCCGGCGCCGUCUGCGAGAACUGUCGUCCCCGGCUCGGCGAACUGUACACCAAGACUCUGACCAAGGCGUCUGACCUGGAGGUGCGCUUUGGACGUCUGUGGACCCAGUGCCAACGGUGCCAAGGCAGUCUGCACUGCGAGGUGAUCUGCUCGUCUCGGGACUGCCCGAUCUUCUACAUGCGGAUGAAAGCAAAGAAGGACGUGGAAGAUUCCCAGAAGGAGCUUGCCCGGUUUGACUUCGAUUCAGGGGCAUGGUAA